Molecule: messenger RNA, 660 nt
Organism: Chaetomium globosum CBS 148.51
Lineage: Eukaryota; Fungi; Ascomycota; Sordariomycetes; Sordariales; Chaetomiaceae
Exons: 2
Coding region: 1-660 (219 amino acids)
Biological process (GO): xylan catabolic process
Molecular function (GO): hydrolase activity, hydrolyzing O-glycosyl compounds
Source: RefSeq, a predicted model, not a curated record
AUGGUCUCGUUCACUCUUCUCCUCACGGCUCUUGCCGCCUCGGUCGCCACGGCCAGCCCGCUUGAGGCUCUCAAGCGUGGCAUCCAGCCCGGCACCGGAACCCACGACGGCUACUUCUACUCCUUCUGGACCGACGGCCGCGGAUCGGUCGACUACAACAACGGACCCCGUGGCUCGUAUAGCGUCUCGUGGAACAACGUCAACAACUGGGUUGGCGGCAAGGGCUGGAACCCGGGCCCGCCGCGCAAGGUUGCCUACAACGGCACCUGGAACAACUACAACGUGAACAGCUACUUGGCUCUCUACGGCUGGACCACCAACCCCCUCGUCGAGUACUACAUCGUCGAGGCCUACGGCACCUACAACCCGUCUUCUGGCACUUCCCGUCUCGGCACAAUCGAGGAUGACGGCGGCACCUACGACAUCUACAAGACUCGCCGCGUCAACCAGCCGUCCAUCCAGGGCACCUCGACCUUCGACCAGUACUGGUCCGUCCGUCGCCAGAAGCGCGUCGGCGGCACCAUCGACACCGGCAAGCACUUCGACGAGUGGAAGCGCCAGGGCAACCUCAACCUCGGCCAGUGGAACUACAUGAUCAUGGCCAGCGAGGGUUACCAGAGCUCCGGAUCAGCCAACAUCGAGGUCAGGGCUGCGUCCUAA